AUGGAAAAUGAAAUAUAUAAAAGGAAAUAUGACGAUUAUGAUGAGGAUGAAGAACAACAACAACAACAACAGCCACCAUUAAAAAGAUAUGAAUCACAAGAGAAUCACCAAUUAAAUAAUAGUUUGCAAUAUAAGAAUUAUAACUCAAAUAGCAGCGAUAACGAGAAUGAAUCAAACGAAGAAUAUACUAGCGAUAAUACUAAUAACAAUGAAAAUAAUGAAAGUAUUGAAAAUAAUGAAAGUAUUGAAAAUAAUGAAAGUAGCGAAAAUAAUGAAAGUAGCGAAAAUAAUGAAAGUAGUGGAUUAAAUUCGAGUAAUAGUAAUAUAAUAAAUAAAACAGAACCUUUGGAAACAACUAAAUAUUUAAUCCAAUUUGAUAAAUCAAAACCAAAAAAAGAAAUAGAACUAUAUAGCGAAGAAGAUGAUAGAUAUAUUAAACAAGAUUCAGUUUCAUUACCACCAUUAAUAGAUAAUUUCCCAUCUUUUCACCGUGAAAAUCACCAUGGUGGUCAAAGAAAUAAUAGAUUUAGAAAUAACAAUAACAGCAACAACAACAAUAAUAACAAUUACAAUCGUCACCCUUCCGAUAACCCCCCAAUUGGUGACCCAAAUGAACAGCAACAAAAUAAAAGGAACUACCAAAAACAAUGGCACCCCUCUGACAACCCAAAUGAACAACAAAACAAUAACAACAAUAGAAACAGAUAUAACAACAAUAGAAACCAUCCAAAGCAAUGGCACCCUUCUGAUAAUGAACAACAACAACAACAACAACAUAACAAUAAUAAUAGAAAUUAUCAUCAAAGAAACCAACAACAGUGGCAUCCAUCUGAUGGUCCACCUCCAUCACAUAGUAAUAGAUAUAAUAACUCGCCCCAGAAGCGUCACCCAUCUGAUUAA
Dictyostelium purpureum is the source of this 900-nucleotide messenger RNA. RefSeq lists its product as uncharacterized. The transcript has a single exon. Bases 1 to 900 code for a protein of 299 amino acids. Lineage: Eukaryota; Evosea; Eumycetozoa; Dictyosteliales; Dictyosteliaceae. The record is from RefSeq and is a predicted model, not a curated record.